CUAAACAACCGAAGACAAACAGUUUUGAGGCAACAUUAUGGCGUGUUGCGUGUCUGGCUGUAAAAAUCGGUAUUCUUCUUCUAGUAAGCUGAAAUUUUUCAGAGUACCGUCCGGAUCUCGACCGUUUCAGGCCAACCGGAGACGUUUGUGGCUUCAGGCGAUCCAGAAAGUGAACGGCAGCACCGAGGAGCUCAGCAGAAACGCCCGCAUUUGUGGCGCUCAUUUCAAGUCGAGGGAAGCGUCCAUGGACCACGACAGUCCGGAUUUUGUGCCUUCUGUGUUUACAUACGCUGAACAGACCCACAAGAGAAAAGUGAAAUGGUUUUUUGGUCGUAGAAAAAGGCGACGUCGCACAGCCAAAACAGACGGAACAGGAGAACAAACGGCUCCAUCCCGCUGUGAUUCUCCCGUGGAGCUCCAGUCCUCUGCUUUGACGGAGGACAUACUGACACCAUCAACUCCAUCGAAUGGAGAAACAUUGACCAAAAAGGCUGUGACUGAAAGUGAAACCACACCGAUCAAAACCCGAACAACACCAUCAUUUGAAGCACCAGCAGGCUUCCCAGUGUUAGACAAAGGGAGUCCCAUUGUGCUCCUAAAACAUGUCUAUGCACCAGCAGGUGGGUAUCAGUGUGAUCAGUGCAAUCAGAAAUUCACCAAUGCAUCACAGCUUAUAAAACACAAACAUCUGCACGAAGAAGAAAGCGUCCUUAUGUGUGAAAUGUGUGGAAAGAUUUUCACAAGUCAGGCAGAUUUCACUGAGCACCGGUGUGUCCAGGAGCCGUCCUUUCCGUGCAACAUUUGCGAUCGAUCUUUCGCUUCAAGCCAUAACCUAAAGCGCCAUAAACUGCAGCAUGUCAAAGAUGGCAGGAAGUGCCGUCAGUGUGGUGUACUGUUCUGUCGACGGCAUAAACACAUUUUGUAUGUGCCGCGGACUGAGUCUGUACCCGACUAUGAAGAGGUCACCAACAUGACUGAGCCUCAGAACUUAGACAGCGAUUUGACGCCAGAAAACCAUCUGCCGGAGAAGCCGGAGCCGAGCCAGACUGCUGACCUUGAUGACAAUGCUCAGAGCACCAUGACUGUUUCGCCUGUCCCCCAAAACUAUAAGGCGCCGUCUCCAGCCUCACACACAGAAAUCCUUCCACCAGUGUUUUUAAUACCUCCCUCUCUGUCAAGUGUACCUCCGCCGGUCCCCAGGAUCCCACAGCAGCCGGACACCUCUCCUCAUUAUGACUAUCCUGUGGCCUCCAUUCAGCCCCUCCCCCAAGAUAUACAACUCCCACCCUCACUGAAGAUGUUUUCACCACAGUACCUCACCUCAGCGUUACUUCAGGUUCAAAGAAAUUAUGAAUAUAUUUUAAGCAAACCGGGAGUUGUCAAGAAUAAGAAGAAUAUUGUGAAAGUGGAACAUUGCGAGCUGCCCGUGAUUUCUCCAGCUGAGCAAAGCAUUGAGCACGUCAAAAAGGAAAGGACUGCUUAUGAUCUGGAGAUUGUGCUUUGAUUGAAACAGUGAAGGGGAAUAUAUCACCCUUAAAACCAAACAGUGACUAUGUUCACAUGCACAAUAAUGGUCCACUAUUAUCUCAAAUUUAAAACGGUCAUGUGAACAGUGUAUUCCAUAUGGAUAUUUCAAAAUAUGCCUUUUAUGGAAUGGAGCAAAUUCAGAUGAGGCCUUGGGAUAUGCUGGUAUUAUUUGGGUUUUAAAAGCAUUAUUUGGACAUGUGUUUGGAGCAUCCAGGAGCUUCUUAAUUGGGGCUUUUACAGCAACUUGCAAAACAAAGCCUCUUGCCUGUUUACGGUCAGUGAUGUGCAUUGUCAUGAAUGCGUUGUACACAAACCAAUAGUUUGCAAGGCUGUGUAGAAGAGAUGCAUUCCCAAAAGCAAAGUCCAAAUUUCAGUUUGGAAGGAGAAACACACCUACUUUUAAACAUUAUGAAAGACUUGGCUAUUAACAGGUUUUUCAGUAUAUGGAGGCUGAAAGAGAGGCUGUGUUCACACGGUCAAACAAGUCUGCCAACGAAAAUGAAAAAAUUCUGUCUUGAUGCAAAAAAAAAACAAAAUGCCACAAGCAGCUCCAGCCGUUCCACUAUUACAUAUUUUAACGUGAUAAACGUGCACAGCUGCGUGAAAUGGGAGUGUUAGUGGAAUACUCAUUUCCAUUGGCCACUUAAACAGCUCGACUGGAAUAUUGUCCUUUUCAGAAUAAGAGCAAAAAUAUGAAUAUUUUGUGCAUGUAAAUGUAGGCCGUGAACGAGUCCUGUAAUUUGUUUCACGACAAUCCAACCUCAGCUGUCAAACUGCCGUCAGUCGUAAUGUUUGACAUUUCACGACCACUAAUACAAAGAGUUGUAUCAUAAAAGCUAAAAGUUCAUUCUGUCAAAACACGAGUGUGUUCAGUAGACACUACAGCUAAAAGCUCAUUUGGGCUCAUUCUGUUGCCAGUAAACCACAUGUAUGCUCUCCGUAUGGCAUAAAGUGGUCACAUUUUGGGUUCCUUUGAUUAUACAUACACUGUGAAUGUGUUGCUGCUCACUUGGGUUCGGCCCAAUCUGAUUCAGCACACACAUAUAUAUAUAUAUAUAUAUAUAUAUAUUUUGGAAUGUCUGACCUCACAAAGCUGCUGUUUUUAUAUUGAAGAGUUCUGUAUUUUGGAUACAGUUCCUUCUUAAUCCCUGAUGAGGUGAAAUUAAUUUUUUCCACUGUUGUUUGGUAAAUAACACUGUUCGAUAAGUUCGCAGAGUCUGUUACUGACCUGGAUUUUUAAACUGUGCACCAGGUGGCAUCUGGACUGCAGGCUAUGUUCUGUAUUUAGCCGUUUGUGGGUAAAUAACCAGUUAAGUCUGUGAGCAAAUGCACAUCAUGAGUAUCAUUAUCUUUAUUAGAUUUGUCAGUAAAUUCAGUUUUCUUAUCUACCUCAGCGACCAGGAUCCACAGACAGUUUGUUGCUUUAUAAGUAAAGAAAUAUAUUUGCACAGAACAAACAUUUUUCCCCAUGCAUCUUCAAAUAAACUAUAGCGAUGCCAGUAUUUGUGGUACAAAAGUACUGCAUUUUUGAGAUGCAUUGUGUAGACUGAAAUCUGGAAGUGGCAGAAAGCAGGGUGGCGUAUUCAAAGAGGGAACUACCUUUCAGAGACUUGUUUUUCCUGUAAGAACAAGCACCGAACCUGUUAAACUGAAAGUGAGAGACACUAUUUCCCCGCCUGCUGCAGGGCUGCUGUUCUGUAGCUCACACUGACUCCCGAGACUCUGUUAAGGGAGACAAGUUAAACGUAUUGCAUCAUUUUCACAUUACUUUGGAUGCAAAACACUGAAGCUACAGGUUUUAAAAUAGUUUUUAUAUCAGCUUGCUGGUUAUCUUGUUUUUGUGCGUUUUUCUUUUAUCUUUUUUUCCUUUGCCUUGUGCACUGUUGUAGCAUUUCAACCAGUAACAUUAAAACUCAAUUAAAACCAAUCAUAAUUCCAAAUUAUAAGUACUGUUGUAUAGAUGUAACAUCUACAAAAAAAUAACAAAUCCACAUUGUGUCCAUAUCAGUCUGAUUCUUACUCAGACACACAACUGGAAGAAAUAAACUGUACGAUGUGUCUAACCUAAAAGAUCUGUACAUAACUAUAUCUGCAUAAAUAAAGUG
Messenger RNA from Plectropomus leopardus (leopard coralgrouper), 3632 nucleotides. RefSeq lists its product as uncharacterized. NCBI's taxonomy places the organism in Eukaryota, Metazoa, Chordata, Actinopteri, Perciformes, Serranidae. The record is from RefSeq and is a predicted model, not a curated record. Gene Ontology annotation, cellular component: nucleus. Gene Ontology annotation, molecular function: RNA polymerase II cis-regulatory region sequence-specific DNA binding; DNA-binding transcription activator activity, RNA polymerase II-specific. Gene Ontology annotation, biological process: regulation of transcription by RNA polymerase II.